This is a messenger RNA of Ctenocephalides felis (cat flea), 1779 nucleotides long. Its product is annotated as zinc finger protein 708-like. NCBI's taxonomy places the organism in Eukaryota, Metazoa, Arthropoda, Insecta, Siphonaptera, Pulicidae. The record is from RefSeq and is a predicted model, not a curated record. Gene Ontology annotation, molecular function: ubiquitin binding; DNA-binding transcription activator activity, RNA polymerase II-specific; RNA polymerase II cis-regulatory region sequence-specific DNA binding. Gene Ontology annotation, biological process: regulation of transcription by RNA polymerase II. Gene Ontology annotation, cellular component: nucleus. Bases 1 to 1779 code for a protein of 592 amino acids. The transcript is spliced from 6 exons.
AUGUCUGAAGAAACAAACUCAAGCAUAACAAUUAAAACUGAACCUAUUGAAUAUCCUCAAAUUAAACAAGAAUUAGAUGAUUAUGUUAUAUCAGAAAUAUGUCCGGAAAACCAAGAAACAUCUCCAUGCCAAUUUCUAGAGUCUGAGGUAACAAUCGAGGAACAAAUAAAACAAGAACCAAUUGAUGAAGAUGCAGGUACUGUUUUAACAAAUUUAGAUGAAAGUUUUAAAUGUGAUAUAUGUAACAAAACAUUUAAAUCAAAACUAAUCUUUAAACGGCAUAGUGUCGUCCAUAGUGAAGAAAGUCCAUAUAAAUGUGAAAUAUGCAAUAAAGCAUUUAAAUCUAAAGGAUACCUAAAGCGACAUGUAAUUGUUCACACCGAAGAAAGGCCCUACGAAUGCGCAUUAUGCAAUAAAACAUUCAGGACAUCAGUUUUAUUAAAACAACACGAAAUGAUCCAUACUGAUGAGAGACCCCAUGAAUGUGCAAUAUGCAAUAAAACAUUCAGAACCAAAUACAAACUCAGCCUACAUGAAAAUGUUCACACCGGACAACUCUCUUAUAAAUGUGAAACAUGCAACAAAACAUUUACCAGAAAACAUACCUUAAGCCAACAUGAAAUGACCCACACCGGAGAAUAUCCUUAUAAAUGCAAAAUAUGCAAUAAAGCAUUCACAGCGAAAUGGACAUUAAACCAGCAUGAAGCCAUCCAUUCUGGAGAAAAGCCUUAUAAAUGUGAAACCUGCAACAAAACUUUUACAACGAAAUGGACUUUAAACCAACAUGAAAUGAUCCACGGUGAACAAUCUCAUGAAUGUGAGAUAUGCGGUAAAGUAUUUAAUAGACAGGAUUCUUUAAGGGUGCAUAAAAUGACACACACUGAAGAAUGUCCUUAUAAAUGUAAUUUAUGUGAUAAAACAUUCUCGGUAAAAUAUACAUUAAAACGUCAUGAAAUGAUUCAUACCGGAGAACGUCCUUAUGAGUGCGAAAUAUGCAAUAAGAGAUUUACACAGUCAUCAAAUUUAAACAAACAUUUAUCAACUCAUACUGGAGAACUUCCUUACAAAUGUGAGACAUGCAAUAAAACAUUCAAAUUAAAACAAGGAUUAAUCCGUCAUAAGAUAUUCCAUUCCAGAGAACGCCCUCAUAAUUGUGAGACAUGCAACAAAACAUUUAAAACAGAACAAGCAUUGAAUCAGCAUGCAACAAUUCAUGGCGGAGAAUGCAAUAAAAGAUUUUCAAGGUUAGGUAAUUUAGAAUAUCAUUUAUACUGCAUACUAAAGAAUGCCCUUUUAGAUGUGAGGCAUGCGUUAUUAUCUGAACCACUACACAAAGACUACAUCAUGGGAGGACCCGAGACUGAAAUUGAAACAAAUAAAUGGAAUAAUGAACGAGUGUGGCCCUGUUCAAGCCAAUUCAUCACCAUAUCAUGUCUAUCCUGCACAAUUCCGGUCCAGGCCGCUUUUCACACGCCGACAGAUGGCAGCCCGAUCGCACAAAACCGAUUGUUGUUAAAUCCAGAUCCAAUGGAAAUAGAACAAGCCGUAAACCGUAUCCAUGCAAUGUUUCCAACAGCCACUGAUACACAUAUAAGGAUUUUACUUAAGAAGUAUUACAACCGUGAAGCGGUUGUUAUCUCGGCUUUGCAAGUAGAAAAGCAUCCUAUAUCCGAACCGGGACCGUUGGUGUUUCGUACGCCUCCCGCAAGGUGGAGACAUUUAUCCGGUGCCAAUAUUGCUGUUAAUGCUUUGCAGAUGACACCAAUUAUGGGUAAUUAA